ACAUGGAAAUCUAUGAUAGAAAAGGAUCUGAAAAUGUUGUUGCCGAUCAUUUAUCUCAACUUGAGAUUCCUUGUGAUACCAAGAUUCCAAUCAAUGAUUAUUUCAUUGGGGAUUAACUUAUGGCUGCUCAAAAUUUCGAUCCAUGGUUUACCGAUAUUGCAAAUUACCUUUCUCAUGGGGUAAUUCCACAUGGUGCUACACACGCUUAAAAGAAGAAGUUAAAAUAUGACUCUCACUACUAUCAUUGGGCAUAACCUUUUCUCUAUAGAAGGUGUGCCGACAAAAAAAAAGGUGUGUCGAUGGAGUCAUUCGACGGUGUUUGCCCGAAGAUGAAGUUUCAAAUGUCUUGCAUCAUUGUCAUUCCUCAGCAUAUGGGGGACAUCAUGGAAGCUCUUGUACUGCUGCAAAGAUUUUACAAUCAGGUUUCUUUUGGCCCACUAUUUUCAAAGAUGCAAGCAAAUUUGUGAACAACUGUGAUCGUUGCCAACAUACCGGCAAUAUUGGAAGAAAGAAUGAAAUGUCUCAACAUGACAUGCUUGAAGUCGAAUUGUUCGAUGUGUGGGGGCUCGAUUUUAUGGGGUCAUUUCCAAAAUCAAAUGGGAAAGAGUUCAUCCAUGUAGCUGUUGAUUAUGUUUCUAAAUGGGUAGAAGCAGCUGCCACACCGACAAAUGAUGCCAAAGUGUCCUGCUUUGUUGAUAUGCCUCUUCAAAUUUGUGUUUGAGAGAGUAUAAUGGCUUCUUCCUUUCUGUUCUUGAUUUUAAGAAGAAAAGUUAUGGCAAUGGAGAAUAAGAUGGUUGCUCUUCCUUUAGAUUUCAACGGGUUUCUGCAUUUGUCCUCUUCAAGAUUGCAACAUUGUGGCUUGGUUGAGAACAUAGUUGAAGGGGAUCGGAACUGUCAGUAUGGUGGGAAGAUUGUUGUCAUAACAUCAUACAAAGAGACCUGUUUGAUCAUACAAUGAGACAUGUUUCAUCGAGAUUCUACCAAGGACACAAAGUCAAAUAGAGUCAAAUAUUUGAGUUUUUGGGCGGAGGUGCACUAUAAUAUAAUUAUAUUAUUCCUCAUGAAGGAGGUAUCGACCACUCUGAUAAAGGGACUUGUACUUUUGAGGAAGUCAAUUCUAGCUGCUCUCCUACGGUAGCUAGUCAAUUGUAGCUGCUCUCCUGCAGAUAUUGCUAUGGUGGUAUUUUCACCUGCAGAUAAGGUUUAUACUUUUGGAAGCCCAAGUGUCGACGCAGUGCUUAACAAAUACUUUGGUGAAAACGCUACACCAGAGGCAGGUGUGACCGGUGAUAUCAUUCGUGCACAUUAUGAAGACAACAUGAGAAUCAUUACACCCCAAAUAAGUGACAUGGAAUCUCUUGUUCAUGAUCUAACUAAAGAAAGUCAAGCUCACUCUGUAUCUGAAAAAGGCAGACCACUCAUUUCAAAUCUACAAUUGCAGGAGUUGGAGAAUAUGAAACAUAGAUUGGAAACACUUUCUUCUCAAACUUAUGAAACAUUAAAGGAACCCUUGAUGCAAGUUCAAUCUCAUGACCUAGCCACUCCAAUGGAUAGAGGAAGCUUGCAUGGCCUCUUCUCAUAUGUUCGAAUCAAUAGUGACGGUUCUGGACCAAGUGGAACUAGCUAGUUCAUAACUAAAAGGGUUCUUUCAGCACCAUGCAUGGAUGAGGAGAGUUAUUUUUCUAUAUUCAUUUUUGGCUUAAAAUUUCCUAUGUUAUGUGUGAUUGUCAUCAAUAAAAAUGUCUCUAUGUUAUUUUUCUGCAACAAUUAAUGUUUUUAUUUGGAAAGGUUAAGUUAAUAGACACAUGAUUUUGUCUCUAUUUCUUUUUUAAGAAAUUCUACCACUUCA
This is a messenger RNA of Cuscuta europaea, 1849 nucleotides long. The record is from the annotation of a GenBank genome assembly. Lineage: Eukaryota; Viridiplantae; Streptophyta; Magnoliopsida; Solanales; Convolvulaceae.